CUUCCCUAACACUCGCCCUCUCUCAGCCUCUCUUACACAUACGGAUAUUUACAGAUAUAUAUGUUUAUGUACGUACAGGGCUGCUGCUAAUUCGAAGUGUGUAGAAGAAGGAGAUGUUUUAUUCGAACACUUUCUUGGCGAGAAAGGGCCCGUUGGGCGUCGUUUGGUGCGCGGCCCAUUUGCAGCACAAGCUCAGAAAGCCGCAGUACCUCUCAACCAACGUCCCCUCCACCGUCGAACGAAUCAUGUACCCUGAAGUGCCGAUUGCCCUGAGAUUGUCUGGCCAUCUUUUGCUUGGAGUUGUUCGGAUAUACUCCAAACAAGUCGACUAUCUUUAUGAAGACUGCAAUGAAGUACGGAUCACAAUAAAUAGGGUCUACACAACUGUGAACCUCAAUCUUCCAAAUGACGCGACUCAUGCGCAGGUUCAGGCCGUAACUCUGCCAGAAAAAUUUAAUCUUGACACCUUGGAAUUGGAUGAUCGUUUUAAGGACUGGGGUGAGGAUUCUCAUUUUAAGAGCUGGGAUGACAUAACUAUGACAGAGCAAAUUCCUACUGGAAAAGAUCCAUAUAUUGUCAUCACUUUUGACAAGGAUCUAAGGGAUACAUCACAAACCGAACAUCAUUCGGAAACUGGGCCCACUCCAAUGGACGAAGAUGUCCCUCCUACAAUUCAAGUCGAUACACCUGGCGAUUUGAAUGAUCCAUCUUCCAGUAAUCCUAUAGGGGCUGAUGACACAAAUAUUGAAAAUAGAACUCCUCAAAAAGAAUCACCGAGUAUUGAAAUCAUGCGUGAUGCGGCCCAUAAUUUCGAUUUCAACAAUUCCCCUAUACUGCCAGAUCGUGCGGCCCCUGAUAAAUUUCUUGAGGAGCAAAUCACUAAAGAUAAGGAGAUUCUUACUCCGGCUACUGAAGAAAUGCCGUUGCUUGAUGCUCGUUUUUCAUCUCCCCAUAAUAAUGUUCUUGAAGAAGAGCAGCAUUCGCUCGGACGAUUGAACUCCCCAACUCCUUUUGUCCACCAGACGCCAGAAAUGGAAAUCCGGCAAAGUCCACUUGUUUUGCAACAGAGAGUAAGGAGAAAGAGGAAACAGUUUUUCGAUGAGGUCACAGUACUGAGCAACGAGCAAGUCAAAGCUGCUCUAGACGACACGAGCGAUAUCCUUCGGAUUAAGAGAAACUGCCCUUCAUCUUCACUGUCCAUCUGGAAACACAACAACAUGCUACGAUUAAGAAAUAAAGAUUCUAUUUUUGAGCCCUUCAUAAAUGGAGCUUGUGCCGAUUUGCGAGAUGUAUAUAAAGAAAACAUAAUAAUCCCUGCCAAAUUCCAAUUAGACCCCACUCAAGAAACCAAUCCAGACAUGCCAAGUGUCGAGAUUGAAACUCUACGUAAUAACGAAUGCCCCUCGCCAGAUAAUCACCUCCUAUCUUUCUCCAUGGCUGUGCCUUCUCCGGGUGACAAAAAUUAUUUCACUCCCGAUAAUUCCAAAUUGGGCUCGGUUUUAGAACAUGUGGAAGCCACUGAAGGGGACGAUCGGCUGCCCACAGGGGACGUGGGCCCAUCUGGAAAUUUCGACUCUGAUAUGCAAACCCCAGAAACAUUCGACAGUAUGGGAUUUCGAGCUGAGCACACAACUCUGUCUGAUAUUCCUGAGCUUGUGCCUUCUGCUGGGGAGCUUGGGUUUCUCGAACAAGAUGACAAUUCUCCAGCUGAAUUGCAAGGAACACCCAAAGCUAUAAACUUUCCACAGAAUCAAGAAACUCCAGAGCUGCAGGCAUUGUCUUCACGAGCAAGGGCCGUGGCCCAGUAUUUGCAAAGGCAGUCAUCGGUAAGGCCUACCCCAGAAAAUACAGACGAACAACCCGAAGAAUUGAGUUUGGACAAGAUUCUUCAAGGCAAGCCUAGAAAAGUAUGUGCCCGAAUGUUCUUCGAGACUUUGGUCUUGAAAACUCAUGGGCUUGUAGAUGCACGUCAAGAGACUCCGUACGGUGAUAUCACGUUGAAAGUGACGCCUAAGCUCUCCAGGGGAAAAUUUCCGGUCUAAAUAUCAAAUGUGUUAUAGCUAUUNGUUAUGCAGGUGUGUAUGUAUAACAGAAAUAAUUCUGCCCCAGAAGAAUUUUUGCUCAUGAAAUGGUUGUGCUAAAUUAUAAUGUUCUCUCCAGCUAUUUUUGUAUGUUUUUUGGAUAAUCUUUAUGUAAUUUCAGGAUAUAACCAGUAUCUGAAGGGUUUUACAUGUAGUUGGGGCAGAUUAUAUGGUGUUGAACUAAUAAGCAUGUAAUGGUGUAAUGUCUAUGGUGGCUUUGGCAUUAAUUUUGAUUAUGUAUUUUUGUAAUUUUGUGGAUGGUUAAUGGGCAAUCAGCAAUGUCUGAACUUUUGCUAUACUAUGGUCUUGCUGUUUAUUGAUGAAAUGGCUGGUUUUAAUUUUUACUACAUUAU
Striga asiatica is the source of this 2434-nucleotide messenger RNA. The record is from the annotation of a GenBank genome assembly. NCBI's taxonomy places the organism in Eukaryota, Viridiplantae, Streptophyta, Magnoliopsida, Lamiales, Orobanchaceae.